UAAUGGAAGAAUAAUAACAAAACUAUAGUGAUUUAGUGAAUCAAGAAAUUUAAUAGUAGAAUAAACCAAUUAAAUGGGAAGUAGAUGGAAAGAUGCCUUAAACAAAAGUAGGAUAAAUGAAAAAAGAAGCUGUCUAUAUAUUCUGGUUCGAAUUCUUAGGUACAUUCAUGUUAACAUUUUCUAUUUAUGCCAGCAAGUAAAAUCAUUAUAAUAAUUUAAGUAAUAACGUAUUUGUUUUCAGUUGUGCAUAUGGUAUGUUAAUAUUAGUUGCUCAAAAUCAGAAGUGUUCAUUUAAUCCUGCAAUUACUACUGUUUUAUCUGGUAAAGAUAAAGGUUUAUGGGUAUCAGUGGCAAUUGCUAGUUAAUUUGGAGGUGCAUUUUUAGCUAGCAUGCUUGGUUUCUUUUGCUUUAAAAAUUAGUAAAAUAUUUAUAGAUUAUGUACUAGUGUAAAUGAUGUUCCAUAUUUGUCUUAAACUACAUUUGAAGAAUAUUUUGCAGUUAUUAUAGGAGAAAUCUUAGGAUCACUUAUUCUUACUGCAGGCUUUUUGUUUUAAUAUGAUGACUUGAUGGAUUUUACUAGUGAUAGAUUAGAACAUAGUAUUAUAAUUAGUGGAUUAUAUGGAGUUGGUAGAACUCUUAGUUAUGUAGCCAAAAGUAGUCUUAAUCCAGCUAUUGCUAUAGGGUAUAUAUAUAUAUUAAGAUAAAACAAUUAGAUUAGUAUUUUUUGAAUGUUGUAAAGAUGGUCAUUGGGCUAGAUUUUGGAAUUUAUGGAUUUAUGCUGGAUUACCAUUUGUUGGAGCUUUUGUUUCAUUAACAUUGAUUAGAAUAUUAUAUAAGGAUUGUUAUGAAAAGUAAAUUAAGGCGGGUUUAAAAUAUUGAAC
Messenger RNA from Paramecium pentaurelia, 881 nucleotides. NCBI's taxonomy places the organism in Eukaryota, Ciliophora, Oligohymenophorea, Peniculida, Parameciidae. The record is from the annotation of a GenBank genome assembly.